Messenger RNA from Trypanosoma rangeli, 537 nucleotides. RefSeq lists its product as uncharacterized. The record is from RefSeq and is a predicted model, not a curated record. The transcript has a single exon. The coding region runs from base 1 to 537 and encodes 178 amino acids. NCBI's taxonomy places the organism in Eukaryota, Euglenozoa, Kinetoplastea, Trypanosomatida, Trypanosomatidae.
AUGAGCGAGCAUGAAGUGAACGCGAAGGCUGCGGAAUCCUCGGUUGCCCGCCCCGCGGUGCGCACCUUGCAAGAAGUGGAGGAACAGGAAAAGGAGCAGCUUCGGAAGGCACUGUACUAUGACCUAUUGGACGUGGAGACUACACUCUUGAAGGAGGAGUUAACGGCGGAGGACACAAUGCGCCAAGCAAGGGAGGCACGAGAAGAGUUUACCCGGGCGACGAUGCGUCCAAUGAAUGAGAAAUUAGAUGGGUUUCGUGGCUUUAUGCGCAUUUUAUCUAAGGUUGAACAUAAAAAUGUGUUCCAGGUGUUUAUAAUCACAACCGCAGCCAUGUUUACAGUUCCUAUCAUUGUGCUUCUUUUUGGUAUGCACGUUGUGGCACCGUAUUUUGGCGUUGAUUCGGGUGUCUGUGGUGGGUUUUUGGCAUUAAGCUCCACUCUCGCCAUCAUGGCAAUAUACGUCAUGUACGCCUUUUUGGAGCCUGGCCCGGGUUCAGCUGCAGCGAGGCCGGGCAUGGAGGGCAAGAAGCGGCAGUAG